This is a messenger RNA of Gaeumannomyces tritici R3-111a-1, 4693 nucleotides long. RefSeq names its product sodium/calcium exchanger protein. The record is from RefSeq and is a predicted model, not a curated record. Lineage: Eukaryota; Fungi; Ascomycota; Sordariomycetes; Magnaporthales; Magnaporthaceae. Gene Ontology annotation, cellular component: membrane. Gene Ontology annotation, biological process: monoatomic cation transport; transmembrane transport; intracellular calcium ion homeostasis. Bases 888 to 3959 code for a protein of 1023 amino acids. Gene Ontology annotation, molecular function: monoatomic cation transmembrane transporter activity. The transcript is spliced from 2 exons.
CAACGAUCAAUUAGGUUAGAACAGAUGUCGAACCGGGUGGUUGCUCGCACCGACAUGGUCUGGAGCAUGCUCCCGUCGGAGAAGCUACUGGCAGAUAAAGGACGGACGGGCCCAAAGCCCAAACUGGCUGUCCAACGUUCCAGGUACAGCGCCGUCUUUCUUUUUGACUUCCUUGGUUCCCUAUCGCUCCUCGCAACCCUCCCACCGCCACCUCGUCGCUGGCUGUGUGGCCCCCGCCCCUUUUGAAACCCGACGUCUCGGCUCGACCUGCUGCAGAGCUCUGGCCUGCUGUCGGUGUCGCGUGCUGGCCACCCGUCACAGCUCCUGAGAAGGCGCAAGCUCUGCAGAGUUCGUUGAUGCGGCAGCGUCCGUCCCGUAUUUAAACGUGAACUGGCCCGAGUCAGAGCUUGCGACUCGAACACCUCCUGUCGGAGGCCACCAAGUCGUGCAUCCACCGCUACUUCUCCAGCCCCUGUUGAUCUGUUGUCCUCACAAACCGAAAACGGCAUCUUACAACAGCCUUCUCAGCUUCUCAGCUUCUCAGCGACCUUAUCUUGUCUUGGCCGCCUUGCCUCUCAACGCCGAGUGCGGGUUCCUGGGCGCCAAGUCUUCCACUGCCCCCUUCAAGAACACGGCUCAUCACGUCCUUCUUUCCUCUCUCCAACCUGUGCUCCCAUCCAUCUGCCUGCUCUUGUCUGCCAGCUUUUGUCUGCCAAGACUCCAUCCAACAGCGCGCGCCCCCAAGGUCCGUGAUGACCUGACAUCAUGCUUUCCCAAACCGCCGAGGGCUGCAGGAACAGAACAUCGACGAGCUCGGCGACGCACAUGGAUCCCGUGACGAGAAGUCGCCCCCACCUACAAUCAUCACCAGUACUGCUGCCGUCAUCAUGGCUGCGCCGUUGUCGCGCCGGCCAAGGCCAAGCAGGGCCAAGCUUGGCUCGAGGCUGAGCAGGCCCUUUUAUACCUCGACCCUGAUCAUCACUCUGCUCGCGGCGUAUGCGCUGUUUGUGCGCCGGGCCGGUGUGUCCGGCUCGCACCAGUUGUCGCCGCUUCGCGCCCGGGCCGAGAAUACUGAGUGCCGGCUUGUCUACCUUGCCAAGGACAAGUGCGCCUUCGUGCGUGCGCACUGCAAAGACGACGAGGCCGGUCUGUUGUCCUAUCUCGGCUUGUACUAUUGCGACCUGGCGCACGCCCAAGCCUUCGCCUUUGCUCUGCUCACCGCCUGGCUGGGCCUGCUCUUCACCACCAUCGGCAUCGCCGCAAGCGACUUUUUCAGCGUUAACCUCAGUACUAUCGCCAACAUCCUGGGCCUCAGCGAAAGCCUUGCCGGCGUCACCUUUUUGGCCUUUGGCAAUGGCUCCCCGGACGUCUUCAGCACCUUCGCGGCCAUGGGCUCCAAUAGCGGUAGCAUGGCCGUCGGCGAACUGAUCGGCGCCGCCGGCUUUAUCACCGCCGUCGUUGCCGGUUCUAUGGCUUUGGUGCGCGAGUUCAAGGUCACCAAGCGGACAUUUGUGCGCGACGUUUGCUUCUUCAUCUUCGCCGUAACUUUCUCCAUGGUCUUCCUUGCCGAUGGCAAGCUCCACCUCUGGGAAUGCUGCGUUAUGGUUUCGUUUUACCUCUUCUAUGUCGUCAUGGUAGUUACCUGGCACUGGUUCUCGACACGCCGCAAGAGGAGGCGGCAGAGGGAGGCGACCGCCCGUGCACACUUUUUCGGGACCACUGGUGAGCCUUCGGACGAGCUCGAGCCCUACAGGGACGACGACGGAGACGACGAUGGAGACGACGCGGCCCCCGUAGGCGCACGCGCGAGCCGUGCUGCCUCGGAUGCCAUGCCUGACAUUAGCGUCCUCGAACGCGCCACGCCGCGGAUAGCGGUCGGUGAUGUCGGCGCCCCCGAGGAUGAGGAUGACAUCGAUCGGGAUAUGCAGGUGGCCGCUGAGGUGACCAACAGCAUGCGUGUCAACCGGCCCCGCGGCUCGAGGAGUAAUACUACUCUGGGCCAGAUCAGGCCGAGUUUCGUCGGCGCGCUCGAGUUUCGGUCAGUGCUCGCGUCACUGCAAAGGGCAGGCAGCACGUCGGGCAACGUGCCGCUGGCGCCGAUGCAUUCCAGGGGGAAUUCGGAGAACAUAGACCCGGCAUCUGUUGCCCGACUGGUGCUGGAGGAGCCGGCCGGCUUCGAUUGGCCGUCGCUCCCGCGCGAUGGCAACUCCUCAGCGGGGAGAGACAGGGCUCGGUCCCACGGUAACCUCCCACUGGACUGGAGUUUUCCCGCUGCGCCUGCAAUAGUGAUGGAGUCGCCCACAAGCCCCCGAUCUCCUCCAGAAAACGGCCUGCGGUUGGGUGGGGAGGCGCCCCUGGAACCUGGCCCGUCGGGCGUCACCAAGGAUGGCGCCCUCGCGCCGCCGCCCAUCGACAUGCACCUGCGCCCGCCUACCUAUGAUGCCGAGGCUCAUACACCCGAGAGCACUGCGGUAGCGUCGCCGGCCAGCCUCAGUCUCCAGAUUCCAAGCCCCCAGCCGCAGUCGAGUGGCUAUUCAUCGCCUUCACUAUCAGCGUUCCCCAUGCUGUCCGAGUCGCCGAUGCUCAUGUCUCCCAACGCGCACUCGCCCCUGAUCACUGCUCAGGCUUCUCCCUAUAUGGACAAUGGGGGCUACUUUGGCCUCGAGGUCCAGGAGCGCCGCUGCAAGCCUGUCCGGUGGUGGCCUUAUUCGGUGCUUCCUCCUCCCCAGGUCAUGAGCAACUCGCUCUUCCCCACUCUCCAGGGCUGGGCAGACAAGUCUAUCUGGGACAAGUUCGCCAGUCUGAUUUCUAUACCAAGCAUCUUCUUGCUGGUCAUCACACUGCCCGUGGUUGAAAGCGAUGUUCCGGGCAUGAAUGACCCCGAAGCCGACCUAGCCGCUGACCGGUCCCGCCUCGGAGGGUCGGGCCUGGCUGCUGACGCUGACUCGAUGGGGCGCCGCGCGUCAGUCGAGCCCGAGACGGAGUGGGAGCGGUAUCGACGCAACAGCCGUGACGCACGUCCGUCUAGACACACAACCCCCCUAAUCUCAUCCGGGCUUGGGCCACCCUUGCUUGUGGUGCCUGAUGUAGGCUCUGCCAGCGGGGUGGGAGGCACUGCGCUCUCGCCACAAGUGGCCAAGAGGGAUCAGCACUCCCCACGACUGACUUCUGGUAGCGACACGCUGGAAAGCGACGACAGCUUGGGGUGGAGCCGUUGGCUGGUGUGCGUACAACUCUUCACUGGGCCUCUGUUCACGGUGCUGAUUGUGUGGGCCAAUAUGCUGGAGGACUUGGAGCAUCCCGGCAAGGUGCUGGUAAAAAUGCUCCUCUGCUCGCUGGUACUCUCUCUUGUACUCCUGGCGGUCAUGCUCUCGACAACGUCGCCCGAUGUGCGGCCCCGCUACCACUUCCUGUUCUGCUUUCUCGGAUUCAUCAUUAGCGUGGCAUGGAUCUCGACGAUAGCAGGCGAGGUUGUUGGGGUGCUCAAGACGCUUGGUGUCGUCCUGGGUAUCUCCGAGGCGAUCCUCGGACUGACCAUAUUUGCUGUCGGAAACUCUCUGGGCGACCUUGUCGCCGACAUCACGGUCGCGCGACUUGGCUACCCGGUGAUGGCACUAUCUGCGUGCUUCGGCGGGCCGAUGCUCAAUAUUCUUCUGGGGAUUGGAAUAGGGGGCGCCUGGAUGACCAUCAAGGCGGCCAACGAGAGCCACGGCAAGCACCCAGACAUACCACUGACGUACAAGCCGUACCACGUCCAAGUCGGGGGCACGCUGAUUGUGUCGGCCUUUACCGUGCUUCUGACUCUGGUCUUUUUGCUCGUCGCCGUUCCGACCAACAACUGGAUCAUGAGCAGGAAGAUCGGCUUCAGCCUGAUAGGGAUCUGGAGCAUCAGCACCAUGAUCAAUUUGAUUGUCGAGAUGGCUGGGGCUUGGACAGAGAUUGCCCAAGGCGCCCGAUGAUGGGUCAGUCGAGGGCACUGCCAAGUAGCUGUCGGCUGUCGGGUUCUCCAGGAUACAAGAUUGAAUCAUUGUUCAUAAUGCAUUGGUAUUCAUAUGCAACUGGGAUAUACCUACCUAGUACAUACCUACCUACUACCAAGCUCGCUGCCUUUGUACCUACCCCUACCUACCUCUACCUGGUACCUCUACAACAAGCGGGGCGAUACCCAGCGCUCGGCUGCUGAAUCGCCAACAGGUGCCGAAGGCAUCCUCCAUGUGUAGGAUGGAAGCGUUGGAACAAGGAUUUUCAAACAAAUGAAUCCGUACAAUUCUAUGGCAUUUGAUCUGAUGGUGUGUAUGAACGACUGGCUCGGGCCGAUAGAUCUCAACACCAUCUUUGGAGUCUCAGACGGGUGCUGGUGGGACAGAGCCAAGCGUGCAGCAGCCAGCUGUGGUUGAGCUCCGCCUGUGGUUCCUCCUGGCGGGGGUGGGGCUCUUUACCAUCCAACCGCUGAAACUCGUGCCGUUGUGAGGGCACUCUCGUUGGUGCAGCGUUGGAGCUCAAACAACGGGUCUGGUGGGUUGGAGCUUGAGCUUGGUAUGGCUGCAUGGGAAAUGCAUUGAAUUGGACGAGGAAGCAGCCUUGCGGGUCCAUUACUCAGGUCGGGGUCGUUGUUGUAUCCAUCUACAUCGCCAAAAGCUCCGACUCUUACCGCCUCGUCCCCGCGCUGUGCUCCCCAACACUUGAAAAAAAG